UUGCUUUAGGAAACAGAUUUGUGAAAUUGAACUUGUUUAUAAGUCAUGAUGUUUUAAGUGUACUGUCCUAUGGCAUGCUGUUAAUUAGGUCUGCUCGGUAAAUUAGCCUCAGUGAGUGAUUUGUUCACUGAACGUUAAGAAGAAUUCAAACUGAACAUACACCGUUCCCUCUCAAACUGCUGCAAUGAUAGGAUGCUGCGAGUUUAAUGCACUAGUUGUUACAUGCUGUGUCAUAUGGUAUGCAAGUUGUUGUGGUGGCAAUUUAGCAGUGAAAAAACAGGUCGUUUUGUUUGACAAAGAUGAUUCCAGAGAGCAUAGUUCGAUGCGUGAAUCGUUCCCCAAGUGAUUCAGGUGUCUGUGCAUGCGGUCCCUCGUUUGCCAGCUGCUCGACUGGCAGUACCGUUUCUCACUUCAGCUCUACUGUAGUGAGAAACGAACGAAUCACUCGAGGAAGAAAUUCGGUUAAGUACGUUCACUCAAAAGAUUUGGUUCUUUUGAACGAAUCGUUCGCGAACGACACAACACUACACCGGAGAACACUAAGGAAACGAGAUUUUAUUUCAAGCCUUUAUAACCGAUUUAGUCCUUAAAUUGUAGCUUGCAGCAACUGUGGUUUUCAUAGUCAAGUAUUUAACUAAAGGUAUGCAUGGCAUUAUUGUGUUUGGCCUACGUCUAACAAACCGCGGAUAUACAGAGAGACAUGUUUUAGACCACAAAACAGUAAUAUGGUUGUCGAUUUUUGAUAAAAUAAAAAUAUUUUUUUUUCAUAAAUAUUUUAAGGAAUAUGGGACAACUGUAUCCGUCCCUGACCCCAAAAAACAGGCGGUGUGUUCUGCGUAACGGGAUUUUAACGAAAGCGGAAGUUGACGAUAGGUCGCAGCUUGUUCCGUUAGAAACCGGAGUCCAACGCCUCAAACUCCUUGUUUGAGGAGACGCAAGGCCCCCCCUGACAACCGAGCUACGUCCACAUCCUCUCCAUACCCUCGACACGGGCCGGGCAACCGUUUUUAAAAAGCACAGAGCUUUUAUUUUUAGUUGCAGCAGACCCUCCAGUCUUCCUCCCUGGGUGUAUAUUUAAUCCUGCUGUCUAUCCUUCACCAUGGCGGCGAGUGCGAAACGAAAACAGGAGGAGAAGCACCUGAAGAUGCUGAGAGAAAUGACGAGUUUGCCUCACAACAGAAAGUGCUUUGACUGCGACCAGCGCGGCCCUACCUAUGCCAACAUGACCGUGGGCUCCUUCGUGUGUACCUCCUGCUCUGGCAUCCUGUAAGUUUCGUGUCGCUGAGUGACCUUAGUUUAGACAUGGCGUACAAUACUUACCGUUUUGGUUCCCUGUGUGAGCUACACGCGGAAACUUAAAACGAGCUAGCCUCCUAGUGCUAGCUAAUCUAUUGGGAGAUAGUCAUGCAGUUGUGCCAGUGUGAGUGUAGCUGUUUUUGACAUUGUGUUACUCUGCGGUAUUGGGCGGGGUGCAGAGAUGUCAGUGUUUAGCAAGUCGAGCUAAUUUAGCAACCACCUUAGACUGGCUAACCUUAGCUACCCAGAAAAUAUAGGAGACUGUUCUUGCUUGCUGGUUUUGCUGAGCUGCAUUUAACUACCAGUUGCUGAAAAUGUAUGGAAGCACCACCUUGUAACAGUGUUAUUGGUGACACAUGCACACAUCUGAAAAUUUAGAUGAGGUAUUAUAACUGUGAAUUUGAUGUAUUUUGUAGAUAUCACACUUAACUUUGAUAUCAGCAAGAAUUCCUUGUUGGUGCAUGAUGUAAAGUGAUACCAGUGGUGACACAUGGCUGGGCGUGGGAUAGCCGAAAGAUUUCGAGAUGCAACUGAUAAUGCAGUACCAAUAUAUGAGCUGUGUUUUGUCUUGUGGUUAAAAAAUUGUACGCAUUAUACUAUUUCUUUAACCCUCCUCCUGUGUUAGAGUCUGUGCUAGGGCCCGACCGAUUUAUCGGCGAGCCGAUUUAAUCGGCCAAUUUCAGCCCGUCGGGAAUCGGCCAAAACUCACCGAUUGUCGAUUGGGGGGUUAGUUGAAAACGCUUUCCUGGUCUGAGUUUGAGUCAUGAGAAAUACGUGGAAUGUUACUGAGAUGAUCAGUAGGUCUUCCUGUCCGCGUGAAGAGCAGUAGCCUACAGUAUAUCAAGUGUUCCUCAUUUUUUAUGAUGUAGCUUUUUUAAAAUUUAUUUAUAUAGGCUAUUUAUUUUAGAGGAUGAUGAGUGUGUGAGUUUGACAAGACAGACGUUGACUAAAUAAUCAGACCCACACCCGCUACAGCCUGCAUAAUAAGCUGAAACGAAUUGGUUUAUCAUCUUUAUUACAGUUAAAAUAGCCAGGGGUUGUUUUAGCAAUAAAAAGGAUUUGAAAUGAGUUUUCUGCCUUUAAUUUUUUGAAGAAGUGAUAAAAAAAAUUUUUAAAUCGUCCGGUUAAUUGGAAAUCAUAUUUUUUCCCCCUUUACAAAUGGUAUCGGCCCCAAAAAAACGUGUUGGGCGGGCCCGAGUCUGUACCACAACGAUUUUGAUUUUAAAUGCUUUAAAAAAAAAACUUAAAUUAGCUUUUUUACAUCAUGACCUUUUGGCUUUGUCAGGAACCUCCAUUAACAAAAUAAAAAAAAUAAAUUGACUCAAUUAUAAAACGCUCUCGUUAAAAUUAUGGCACUUGUCAUGUUAGGGUCACUGUUGACCCAGUUAGAUCAAUAUCUAAUAAUCAAAGCAAAAACUGAAAUCAAAGUGCACUGUCAGGCACCACACUGACAGUCAGAUCCUCUUCCAAUCAUGUGAGAUUUAGGAAAUUCUCAUUUUGCCAUGUUUUCCCUGCACAAAAAGCAACAUCAGGCAUGUCCAGACAUGUGAGAUCAAUUCAGUAUAGAUGUCUGUAUGUGGGGUAUACUGACAAAGAAAGGCCCAGAGGCCCACAACAUAAAUAUUAUAAGAAUUAUUUUCAUGGAUAAUGAAGCCUAACAAGAUAACCUAGAGAUGAGAACCAAAUUGGAUAAUAAAGAUUUGUUUUACUGUAAUUUACAGCUGAUUUAAGACACGGGUCAAAACUGACCCUUCACAUGGUUGGUGCAUAGUAAAAGCUAACACAGGAGGAAGGUUAACAGGUGCACACUGACUAAUGUGUCAGCAUGGGUAACAGCCUUUCUGCAGUGCUGACCCAAAGCUUUUGUCCGUUUUUUCUAUUUGUAACCACAGUCUGAUAUGGCAAUAGUAGUAUCAGUUUUGCUCGAUGAUGCGACCUUAGAUAGCGUUUGCCUGUGUGAUUUAAAGCUCUGCUGUGCAGUUGUGUAACCAAGCAUCUGCAGCUUGUGAUUUGGGAUUAGUAAAGCAUUCCAUUUCUUCUUAUUCAGCUUAAGAUAUCCCACCUCAGUUCAGCUGUCAAAUGUUGCAUACUGAAGAGGUUUUGUGUUGUUAGUGUGAGUCAUGUGAGCAACAGUUUUUAAGAAAUCCAAAGCAGUAUAAUGACAAAUAAGCGUAUGAUUUUUCACAGGAGUUUUAUCUGUUGCAAAAUGAAAACAUGGUCGGCAUUAAACAUACAAGAAAUCCUUUCUCCAUCAAGUUCUCACAAAUAGCUAUACCUUGUUUUGUCAAUAUAUAUAUAUUUACAAGCCUUUGUGAAUGAAACAUUUGAGCAAAGUGUCUUUUUGCUACUAUCAGGUAACUUAUUUAACUCCUGAUUCCUCUUCUAAGAUAUGUCUGCAGGUCCUUCCAAAUGCUUUAGUGAAAUAAUAUGUUCCAUUUGUGAGUAUUAGGUUUUCCUGUAAUGUUGCAAGGGAAAGAUAAAACAUUUGUUGCUUAGUUAUUUCACAGUGACCUUCAUGCCAGUGGAACAGAUGAAGACUUGGAUGCACUCCCUCUCACUUUGCCCACUAUACAGACCUUGUUUGACUCCGUUUGUGACCUUAAUCUGCACAAACUGCUUGUCUCCACUUGAAAUGUGGAGUGUAUUUACUUUAGCAUAUCAAAGAAUGAGAUUAACGGUGUGUUUGCUGAUGGACAGAGUUUGCCCUCUAUUUCACUUCACCAGUGGGUCUGCUGGGACUCCACUGUGAAUAACCAUCUGCUUACACGUUGGUAUUAGUACUUGUUAUGCAAGGAAAUUGAGUUCUGUUAUAGUUUCAGAAUGCAAAUCACAGUUUUCCCUUCAUCUCCCCACGCAGACACCCUCUCUUACAUUUUUUAAGACAAAUCAUGCUGCUGUUGUUGGAAUUUUUUAGCAAAGUUGUUUCCAGUAGAAGAGUGUGGGACUGAAAGGACUGAUGUAUACAGGAAGUCUGGUGUGAUUGUAAGCUCAGGAAAUGGUAUGGCUCCACUGUUCUGCUACAUCAGCAGCAUGUGCUGUUACAUGUGCCACAGGAAGUGGCAUAGAGGUCACUGUCUGCCUCUGUCUAUUAACUAAAGUUGGGCAUCUGGGGAUUCAUGCUCAGGCAUGAUUUGUUGGUUUGGUUACUGCCUUUAAUCUACCUGUAAUGACUCUUUAUUAAUGAAUACAGAUGAAGGCUUGUUUUGUACCAUCAUUUGAAGCAAAAACCAUUUAACAGAGAAACUCAGCUCUACAAAUGGUGUGCAUUUUCCAUGAGUUAUAUUGUAUGUGCUGAUUUUAAGUCUUAAACAAUAAAUAUGACAGGUACAGACUCUGCAGAGACAACUCAGUGUGUCUUCUUUUUUUUUAGCAUUGAGUUAAAUAAUAGUCGAAGCAAGAAGACUACCUGUCCCCCCCUCCCCAUGCGCACACAUAGUUGUGGCUAUUUAAUGGGUGGAGUUGGAAUCUCCAAUGUAAACACAUUCCUCGUGAAGGUGGAGGCGUUCCCGGGAGGAACACCACUCACAAUGUCUCUUUCUAGAGUGCUGUGCUCAGGGCAGGAAGUAACCCCACUUGGCCUGUGUGUUCCUGAGUAAGCAGGGCUCAAGCAGAGACUAGAGCGUAACCGAAAGGUCAGGAGAUGUCACUUGCAUCAACUGUCCGGGAGAAUAUGAAUCUUUCAUGAAUGAACAGAUAAGACUUGAACUGUGAAGCUCAGCAUGUGUGAUUAAACUCAUGUCCACUGGUGAUUUGACAGUGAGUCAUGAAAAUCGGACUUUUGUUUUGUGCUUAAUCAUUGUAAAAGAAGUGUUUUUAUACUCUUUAAGCAGCAUACUGAAGAAAGGCGUAAAGCCCUCCUCUCUUUUGAGAAUUAUUGGUGCCAGUUUCUGUCACCCUAGAGCUGUUACAGUAUGCAAAUGAGCAGAGCUGGUCUGAUACACAGUAGUGACUAGGUCAUAAUUAUUUUACUGUGCAAUAUGUGAAACUGUUCCCUGACACACUCUUCUAUUCAGCAAGACAUGUUGUGAAAAAAAGGUGAGAAUGGAAAGCAAGCCUGAGCAAAGGUUUGAGGGAGUCACUCGUUUCUGAUUGAGGCACUGCAGCUGAGUGAAAUAUUUAGAUGUAGGAACUAGCAAUUUAUUGGUACUGCAUUUUACAUGCUGUCUGAGUACCCGCAAUUAUAUGACUGGAGGACCAUAACAAAUAUCUGGGAUUGAUGCCCCCAUGGUGAACAGGAAACAGGCCCCAUUUGAGAGUUUUAGUGUUUUCACUGGAUGUAAAAUGACUCCAGUUAUAAUAUAAUAUGCACUAAUUCAAUCCAUGUUUGUUUGUAAGACAAAACAUAUUUCGAACUUCACAAUCUUUGCAGAUAGGGUAUAUUUAACAAGCUUAUACCAAAGUAAAUGAAGAAAUGAAAACUGAGAUUAUGUUUAACAGCAACAACAGAAUUGAGCUACUGUGUGGCACCCUGCCUUGGUUUGAGACCUUAAGGGCUUGAAGUUGGUCUCACUGUAUCUGACCUAGUUACAUCUUCAUGAGUCGACUGUGGGAUCUUAUCACUCACCUACCGCAGGGCUCUGAGAAUUCCACUCACGCACUCCCAUCUUUUUUUCUCCUACAGUCAAGUCUAAUUUUGCAAUGAUAGGGACGCAUCUCACAAAGGCUGUCAUAGUUUCAUCAUGUAAGUCAUUUAAACAGAAGGAUGGAUGAUCUGCUUUCAUUCAGUUGUUGAAUUAGUAUAUGAUUUGGUAGUGUUUCAUUUCCAAGGAAGGUCAAGUUGACAAUGAAAUCCAGCUGUUGUUUGUAGUUUUUUGUUUUUUCAAUCAUGGCUUUUACUUUAACCAUUAACCAUGAUUAAAUUUUCCUUCGGAGAUCAAUAAAGUUAUUCUUAAAGUUAAAGUUAUUUUUUUAUCCUCUCGGAGUGUGAUCAGCAUGACAAACAAAGGGUAUGUUAAAAAGGGUGGCACCUAAAACACAGCCUAAGUAGAUCCUAUAGAUCCUGAUUGAACACGGUUAUUGACGUUGGGUUUCUGUGUUUUCAUUGUGACACAGCUGUUUGAUUGAUUAUAUCGACUGUUGAGUAGUAUAGGGCUUUUUUAUUGGUUGACAGACAAGACUGUUGAAAAUACAUCUGUUUGUAAUACUUGGCAGACCAGCUGGCUCAUUGGUGAAUGUAUACGAAAUAGAUGGAGGUAAGAACACGUUCUGUCAGGGGUAACGUUCGUAAAUAAUUCAGCAGACUCGUCUUGUAUUUCACUGCCUUUAGGAUCUGACUCCUGUGUAUGACAAUGUGUUUGUAAUUGUUACACUGAGGAUCUAAUUUCCAAGAGCAGGGAGUGGAUCGGCAGCACCCAAAGGUGCGUUGAGGAUGGAGACUUUUUUAAAGCAUUUUACAAAAACCACAACAAAAAAACUUCAUGAAUGUUUUUGUGUUCAACAAUAAAGAAAAAAAGUGAUUUAUAGCGGGAGAAUGGAGGUUUGCAGAAAAACAGCAGUAGUUGUGACCGAAGUGAAGUCCUGUGUUCUGUGUGUGCUUAGAAAGAAGCAUCUGAAUGUAAAAAAGCUGACUGUAAUAACAUCAGAGAAAUCAAAAGUGAAUUAUAAGUUCUUUGACUCAUUUUCCAGAAGAGCUGAAUCGGGAAAACACCAGUUCAGUUUCACAGCUAUUGUGAGCAAAAAUAUACUUAAAUAUUUAAGAAACAGCUGUCUGAUCAAAGAACUUCGAAAAAAACAAGCUAAAUAGUCGAGGAAAAGCUUUGAAAGUGUUGGAGAAACUGGGACGUUUUUGUUGCCAGCAGAAUGUUCUUGUUGAAGUCAGUCCAAAAUAACAACCAACCUCAAGCUAACGUCAUUGAGCGUGGAUAAAAUGUAUGAUACCCCACCAGAAUAGUCCAGACAUAUUCAUCUGUAGUUGAUCCAUUUGCAUGACAGAUGAAACCGUUUGACCUAUCACACACUGCUCAUGUUAGCCUCAGCACAGUGAACUUGAUAGUUCAGUUGUUAGAAGUGCAUGCAGCUCAUUUCUGCUUUUUAAAAUAAAAAUGAAAUCAAAGUAAACUGUGCCAGCAUGAAAAGAUGAGUCAAUGGAUUCAAUUUUAAGUAUGUAUGUCGUUAUAAGAUUUCAUUUAUAUCACCUUUCCAUCAAAAUAGUGUGAUGCUUUGUUCAAAUCUAGUAAGUAAACUGUUGUGUCAUGACUGUGUUAAUGAAUCCUGUGACUGUCUAUUUCUAGUUACACUAAAAAUAUCCUUUACAUGACAACACACUUAACUCAGCACAAACCAUCUUUUAUAUAUCCUUUUUUAUUUUGUCUUUCAAAUGUGUAAAAAAAACUGUACAUGUGCUGAGAUUGCUGUCUAAAUGCUUUGGGAACACUUGGAUCCUGUGAAGGACACUCAUGGAAGAAUUCUGAUGACAUGUAUUUGCUAAAAGGCAGGUUUAGACAUAAGUGGAGUAAGUGGACAUAUAAAUGCACAUUCAAUGUCAAAGGACUUUAAUAACAUGUGACUGAUGACUCUUAAUUUGAUUGUUGUCUGGUUUGCUCUGUAGUGGCUGUUAAAUGUAACAGAACUUCAAGCUACUGUUAGUUUAAGUCCAGUUGUUUCAUGAAAGGUAACUGAUAUUAAAAAUGUCCUGAAACCACUUAUAACAGUUUCACAUAGUGAGCUACAGUUUCAUAUUAGAUCAUGCAGCAGUGAGUUGUCUGUCCCUUCUUCUGAUGGCUGUAUUUCUCAGCAGUAACACUCUGAUCACAGUUGAAAUAAUCUGCUUGCAUGCUGGAUGCUGAUUGGUCACCUACACAGACAAAACAUGUGGUGACCUUGAAGCCAGCGCAGCACUUUCACUUAGAAGCAGGCCUAGAGCUUAAUAUAAAACCCUGAUGCUGCCUCUCUCUUUUCUUUUUGUUAACCAUUAUAGCUACCGGGCGGUUUUAAUUUGGGCUGCGCUGGCAUGAGCUGUGACCUUCUGAGGAACAUGAGCAAGCCUUGUGUGGCCUAAUGGGUGUUACUCCAUAAUGGAAGUUUCUAUAUUAAGACAGAUCACUUGUUCUGUCACCGUUCUGACAGCCUCAGAGCAGCGAGCAGCAAUUAGGACAGAGUUUCACCCACUUCCUUUUGUUCUGUUCACUCCCUGUCAUUUUCUGACACUGUUUUGUGAUUUCUAUCAAUAAUUCUGUCACAGCAGCCCGUCAGCUUGUUUCGAAUUAGAGGGCACCAUCCGAAGAGGUGGGGGUCCGGAGUUUGUCGGCAUGAGGCUGUCACAAACAGUGUUGCUAAAUUAAAUGACCCCGUUUCCAUUUCUUCGCCCACAGACGAGGACUGAAUCCCCCCCACAGAGUUAAGUCCAUCUCCAUGACUACCUUCACGCAACAGGAAAUCGAGUUCCUACAGAAACAUGGAAAUGAGGUAAGCAGGUGACUGUCCACUUGGUAUGUGAGGGUCGAGAUCAGGUCUCUCACAGCUUUGCUCUACGAACUAUUUAUGCACAGGGUGUCUGCAGGUUUCAACAAGUCAGAUUAAGACUCUUUAAGACUUUUUUUUAAGACCUAAUGAAUACAAUUUAAGACCCAUUUUGUAUCCACACUGGCAAAAAAGUACAAAAGACAUGAAGGGAAAUGGGGACAUUUCACAUUACUUCAAAUUAAUCUUUAUUUGUAUGUCAAGUUAUCUACUUAAGAUCUUACAGAAUCGUAUUUAAGACAUUUUAUGAGAUUUUAACAGAAUUAUAGACAAUCAAAUGAUUGGAUUUAACACCCUGUUGAUACCCUGUAUGUAGUUUGGCUCUUCAUCAUGCCAUCCCUCUUACAUCCUUAUUGGGUUAUCCAUCUGAUAUGAAUGCUUUUGACAAGUGUUUUCCAGAGAAUAUAAAACACAGACUAAAAGAAGACAGGUUGUCACAUUUUAUUAUAAUGGGUUUAGAAAAUAUUGUACAGAUUAUUAUUAACAACCUUAAUCCUGGAAGCUGCAAGUUGUACGGCUUCCUGUCCACACUGUCAUUGUCUCCUUUUUCCAUCAUGACAUCUACCAACCUUGUGUUUGGCAGAAAAACUAUUAUUUUAAUUAUUGUAAGAGUUAAAACUUCUACUGGUAGAAUUCAAAAACGUACUUACAAAAUUAGCAAGGCUCUCAUUGUGGAAAAAAAAAACAGUGAAAGUGUAUUUUUGAACUUGUGAACUGACUGUUGAACAUGAGACAGGAAGUGGUUGCUGACAGCAAGUACACCUGUGUAUCAAAACAGAUAUGAGUGUUCACUGAAAAUUAGAGUCAGAUGUAGAGUACUGUAUUCAUCACAGGGGGAAAUUCAGAAAUUAAGAUCCCCCUUGAUGAUUGACUCCAUUAUGGGUCAUGCAGUUUCUUCACAGGUGGGAUCUUGGUCAAACUGUAAGGCUACAUGGUCUGUUUUAUAGUCAUGCAUAUUUAUCUCUGAGAGUCUUUCAGAAAUGCCUGGUACUUUAAAUUCUACUGCUCUGAAACUGUGCAACAUAUUCGUACUGCGCACAGAAACCAAAAUGCUUGAUCAUCCAAGAGUGAGUUCUGGUAAUCGGAGAUUGAAAUGGAGCAACGCCACCUGGGAUCACAGCCUAUUAAAAUCUGUAGCAAACUGUCACGGCAGAGAGACAUUAAGGAGACUCGGUGAAGGAGAUGAUGCUCAAGGCUGAUGUAAAAAUACUGCUGCCAUCAAACUGAUUAUCCUUCAGGAAGAUCAUUACACACUGAUAAAAACUAUCACAAAACACUCUAUUUCUUACAGAUACAAGCCAAAACUUAGAGAAUCAUUAGUAAAGAAUAGCUACCAUAAAUUGUGAAUAUGUCACUGUGAAAGAACAAGCUAAAGAAAUAACACUGGAACAGAGGUCGAGCAGCUCCAUGAUACUAGUUAUUUAAAAUGUUCAGGAAUCAUUUAAGGCUCUUUUUACAAGACUAGGCAAAUAUAUUUGCUAUGCUUUUAUAUCAAAGAGCCAAGAGCAAAUAAAGGUGAGAUUUAAACUGAUGAAGCAACCCAAGAGAACCGCCAUGAAACAUCAGUGAAGACUCUCUUGACCUUCACCUGCACUUCAUGGCUUUCAGGGGAUUAACUGUAUCAUCAUUGAGGGGAUGCUCCGUGAUAACCAGCUUAUCAUGUCAUUUCCCUGUGCCGUGUUCCUCUAUAUCACUGUGGCAAAACAAAUUAAAUUGCUGAUUAUGAAGGUGAAACAACCUUGCACUCAUUUGCUUUUCGACGUGCUGCUCUGUCUGUUCCAGGUGUGUAAGCAGAUCUGGCUGGGCCUUUAUGACGACAGGACCUCCUCGGUACCAGACUUCAGGGAACCACAAAAAGUCAAGGAGUUCCUACAAGAAAAAUAUGAGAAGAAGAGAUGGUUAGUCUAUUUUAUGAGCGCUCCUCGGGCUGUGUGCACCGCGCAGACAUGUAGAGUUCCUCUGAGUUUUCCUGCUCCCUGGCUUGGAAUGUCUGUCAGGCAGCCUAUAGCGGUUCGCCCCCAGCAAGCCAGCAGAUAUCCGUCUUUAAAUGCAAAGAAUGUAGGUCAUGACAGUCAAGCUGCUUUCUGUGCGAAAGGAAGUUGUUCCAUGAAAUUAUGGGUUAAUUAAGUUCAACUAUGUAUGACAUUUAGCAUAGAAGUAAUAUGAUCGUGAAUGUUUAGAUUAAUGGGAGCAAUUAUUUCAGAAAAGUACAACUAAUGCAAAAUAAUUGUAUGUCCCAUAAAGAUUAGUUUGUCGAGGACUGCUCAUUAUUUAGUCAAUAAUUAAAUAAGACCUGUAACAUUGGAAAUGCUUCUGUCAUUUGCUUGUGUUUGCCUGGAGUUCAUGAGAGCGAUGUAUAGUACAUGUCUGAACAUGUCAAGAUUCACUGUCCCUCACACAGGCACAUCCUGGUUUCUGCAGUGUCUACUUUUUUCACGAUAGAUUUUCUCUCUGUCUAGUCUCUAUUUUGGGGUUGUUUGAUGAUGCAAUUUUUUAAAGUUGCUGCACAUGAAAUGUAACGCAGUCUGUGAACUGUUCACCAGGUACGUACCCCCAGAGCAAGCCAAAGUAGUGGCGUCCGUCCAUGCUUCCAUCUCUGGCUCCUCCAACAGCAGCACUAGCAGCACACCUGAGGUUAGACCACUGAAAUCCCUGCUGGGGGACUCGGCUCCCCCCAUACACCUCAACAAGAGCACCCCUCCUAAUCAGGUGAGAUUUAUUCACUGUGUGCGCUUAGUAAAAAAGAUGAUAUUGCAAACAGAGCCACAGGGUUUUUAAGUUUUUAAGUUUCCAAGUUUGUUUGACAAGCAUUUUAGAUAACAGGAAUAACGUUUCAGUUUGUUCUGCCUUCUUGCUCGCAGCUAGCCGUAGUCAUAAUUUGAUUUGACAGUAUACAGAGAUUCAUGAAUCUGCUUGUUGGAAAAGAAUGCUGGCUUUCUGACUGAUUUUCCCCACUGUCACAGAUCUCAUAUCUCUUCUUGCUGGCACAUCCUAACCACAGUUUAACAAUAAACCCUGUUUUAAAAGGCCCUUUUGUUUUCUUCCUGAGUCACAGUGUGAAGUUUGCUUAAGGACUGGCAGGCCUGCACACAUUCUAAUGCAUGCUGCAGAAAACACACCUGCCGUUUGACUGAAAUCAUUGUCUUGUUUCCACCAGUCUCCAGUGGUGAGCCGUGGACAAACCCACCAGCAGCAGUUCCAUGACAAGAGGUUCGACCUCCUCAGUGACUUGGGUGGAGACAUCUUUGCUGCCCCACCCAACAUGAACGCUGGCGCCAGCUCCAGUUUUGCUAACUUUGCACAUUUCAACAGCCACACAAGUAAGAAACACACAAAUGAAUGAUUGAGCAAUAUGUCCAAGGCAGAACUGCCGCCACUGUUAGGAAAUUUAACGGUUCGGGAGGAAAAAAAUAUGAAUCUCAUUUGACUGAAAGAACAGACGGUAUUUGGGGAGACAUCGACAAUAUGCUGAUGCAGAAAAUGAACUGAUGCAGAAAACAUGGAGAACCUCUGAGUCACAUAAUUUUAGUCCUGAAACCAAAGGCGCCAAAUCCUCUGCUUUAGUAGAGUUCACGCUUUUUUUUAUCGGUAUUUUUGGAUGAACACUUGUGGAAGGUACCGGUGAAAGAAGUUUAGAGGAAAUUUGGUGAAUCUCAGCUGAUGUGUACGUUAACAUGAGUACCCAUUUCAUGAAUUACUAAACACGAAUGCUGGGAUAAUUGAUGUGAAAUAAUUUCAAAGAGAAAACUCUGCGCAGAGACAGCGGCGGAGUUCAGAAUCACUCAGAAUCUGUUAAAUAUUUGCAGCCACGUUCCACAAUUAAAAAGCAUCGCCAUAUAUGGAAGAGUACUGUGGAUACUACAAACAAACACAUCUCCAUGGUUACUAAUGCCUGUACCACAGGGCUAUUAGUGUUUGCCUUCCAUGGAGGAUAAUAUCCUCUCAUUUCCCCUCAAAGAGCCAUCAAGACUCACUCUUAUUGCAGUGACUAUCAUGGCAUCCUCACAUUUCCUCAUCGCCAACAUAAGCAAGGGGGGAGGCGGGAGUGGGGGGCUUCAAACACACAAUUCUCUGUGCUCAAUUUAGAGUCCUGACGGUAUCCUAUGGUAAGGGCUGAACAAUGAACUGCCUUGUCUGCCCUUUAAUCCCUCAUGCACUAUAUUACAUUAAAUCACUCUCUGAUCAUCUCUCAUAUUUAGCUCAUAAUCCAUUGUGUUUGUUUUGUAUUCCAUGCUUUUUAUUAUUAUUAUAUGUAUAAUCCAUUCUAUUUUUGUCUCAUCUAGUGUUUUCCUCUCAUUGUGCUUUUUUUUAUUCAUCUGUCUGUCUAAACCCUCACCACCCCGACACCACCUCCACCUCCAGCGACACAGAAUGCCAACACAAACGCAGACUUUGCUAACUUUGAUGCAUUCGGGAGCACGUCUGGGUCGUCAGCUGGUUUCCCCUCCGCACCCCAAGCUCCCUUCAAUCCCUCAAAUACAGGUAGACCGUGUUCUCGUUACUGGCCGGCUAAUACAGCUACAAUACACAUGUAUAUCCUCUGCUGCUCAAACCUCUAUAUAUGCACACUUUUUGUUUAUCCUUGCAGCAGAGCUUGACCGAUUUACUCGAAUGAUGGUCACAUUACUUUUUAAUACUUAUAGAUGAUUUUCUUGUCUUUAUGAAAGGCCUUUCUGAGCUGUCUCUUAAUAGAUUUUCCAUGAUGUGGAUUUGCUCUAUGUGAUGUUGCCUGGGUUCAAAAGCUCACACUGCCCUUCCUGAGCCCUCCAUGGUGUUGUUUUUUGUAACACGUAUGAAAUAUGUGUCAUGUAAAAUUGGUAUGUGUUUGCUGGCUUUUCACUGCAGUGUCCUGCCUCUCCUCUUUAAUACUGAUAUGAAAACAGACUGGAUUAUACAAACACACAGUUAAAAUCUACCCUCAGGAAAAUGUUGUGCACCACAGUGCCCUCUGCUGGAUCAAACUGUCGUUUUCCAGAGCAGUGCAAUGAUCUCUUUAGUAUGCUUACCGCUUGAUGAAUAAAGCUCCUCUCUCUCUCUCUCUCUCUUUCGUGGCUUUGUAAAAUAAUCCUUUUCCCACAGACACUAACCGUGCUAUCUGGCAUAAGCUGUCCAUUCUGUCACUCUUGUAUAUCAUCUUUUUGCCUCAGCAGCAGUCAGUUUGCAUUUGACACCAUGCUUUUUAAUGUUUUACUCUCUGGUUUAGUUUGUGUGUGUUCUUUUGUUUCUCCGCCCUGUCUUACAUUGCUCAUCGCACCGUUUUUUUUCCUUCCCCUCUUUAAUUUUUGGCUGCCAGCGUUCACUGUGCUCUCAUCUAGCCGCAGUGUGGGUGAGUUUGCCUCUGCCCUUCCUCUCCAGGGCGCUCACAGUAAGUCUCUCUCUCUGGGCUUGUCCCCUUAACAGCUGUCACCCCCUCCUUGCCAGUGUCUCUAAUGUGUAGUCACUCUGAUCCUUGUCUGUUUGGAUGAGAUGUUUGUUUCAGGAUAUAGCUCUUUUUGUGCCUGUGCCUCUAACCCACCAUUGACAAUUUAACCGGUUAAAAGCAAGGAUUAGGAGGUUUUAUUGUUGCUGACAUUGAGAUCCAGUUUGUUGAAAACCUCAAGUGAAGAAAUGGGAAUAUAAUGACGAGAGAAACAUGUUCAGAUCAGAUCGUUGCAGUGUUUAACACACCAAUUCCCCUCCUUCUCAGAUUACAUACUAACAUCUGUAAACCGAAGAACACUGUGCCUUAAUGUAUCGUACAUCAUUAAUAAAUUACAGGUUACUUUGUGGGGUGCUGUCUUGGCCUAGUGGUUACAUCCUGUGCCUCCAUAUUCAGAACCGGGUGUCCUGUGUUUAGCUCCUUCCUUCAGCUCCUUUUCCGCAUGUCGCUCCUCACUCUCUCCUUCAGUUUCCUACUCUCCCAUCCUCAGAACAAAGACAUGGCAGGCUGAAAUUUUAACUAGCAAUGGGUGACAUUGCAAAUUUUCUGUUAUCCAGUAUCAUAUUUUAGAGAAAGUGAAGAUAAUGUAUGAUAUCCCAAAUUAACAUUCUACAAGAGACACAUGCCUGCUUUUGCUGUUUCAUGGUUUUAGUUUUUCUUAAAAACAAUUAUCAAGAAAAUGCAAAGAUGUAAAGAUAGCAGAUGUACCAUGUAGAGCCUAAAUUUCCAGACUGACACAAUAUCAAUUUUAGAGGAGAAAAAAGAUCUCUGAUAACCAUUGUGAUGUCCCAGAUUCUAAUACCAAGAGCUGGAAUGAAAAUAGACCUUUUCUAUGUUGAUUUUGCACCAACGUUCCUCUUCCUUCCUGUCUUCCUUUGACUUUAUUCCAGCAGAUGAUACGGUGUUAUACAUUCUUAGUGACCAACAAUAGUGUGUACAGCCACCUGCCCUACCACACCCGUUGCAGACAUUGCUUAACAGUGUUGCACAUGAUGGAUGUGAAAGAUAAAACACUUGUAGACAUAAUUGCGAAUUGAAUUGAUUCCUGCAAUAUAAACUAUGAUAGGAGAAUCUUCAGCAACUAAUUUAUAGGAGAAUAUUUGCACAGUGUCUGCUACUGAAAACUGCGUUCUUGUAUUUCUUAAACUUAUUCUUUUUGCAUCUUACUUCUCAAAUAAGAAAUGCACUAUUACCAGUUAAAACUUAUAAUAAAAAGCUGUGACAUACAAGAUCAACUCUGUGCUCUUGAGAGGUCAACAGUUUGCUGUUUGUACUCAAACAGCUACUCAUUAAGUGCAAAUCAGCCACUAGUUGAAGUUAAACUUGUGUGCUGGUUUCACAGUCACUUAAAUGACCAUUUCUUCCUUUUAGAGUCACAGACCCGGUCCUGUGUCUCAGCGUAUGAGACACGUUUGUUGUUCUGGAUUAGGUCGUAUUAGGUCGGACACAUUAUGUUGCAGAAAGCCUUUAAUUGUGGUUCAAAAAAGCCAGUUGUCUUUGGCUUAGAUCUUAGUAUGCUUUUGAUGUCUUAAUCACUAUUUAAGAUAUCGUCUGCUCUGAGACAGAGGUUAAAAUCUUCGCUGCUCUCAGGCUUCCUGAAAGCAUUAAGUAGCUGUGAAUGUUUAACAAAUUAUAAAGACUAGAAAAAUAAAUACAUACCAAAGUGGUUAAAUCAAGAGUUAGUGUUGAUCCUUGUUCUUUUAUUUUAUUCAUUUUAUUCCAUAGCCUUUCUCUUAAUUUUCUUUAAAAACUUAGAUCUGGUCAAUCUCUACUGAGUGCAAUGAAGUGCAAUUAUUGCCAUAGGUUUUAUAACAGACCUUAAAACAUUUCUUUUAAAGUAUUAUUAGCUUCAAUGUAUGUAUAAAGCAUACAGGCUGGUUGUUUUUGUUGCUCCACCAACAUUAGGGUCUUUAUAACCAUAGACUGUACAUGGGUGUAACCAUAGAAAUAAGGGAAAGUACCACUCAUGUUCCUAUUUUUGUCCAAGGUUCAGACACGAACAGAGAACCUUUGUAGUGCAUUAUAGUAGAAGGUGUGUUUUUAGCAGUGUUGAAGGCAUCCCAGUCCCAGCUUAACUCCAUCCCAACUCUAAUGUCCAUGCAGCUUUUUAUCCCCCUUUCCACCUUGUUCAUGCUGUUUCUCCAAACCAACAGUCCAGGUCCCCCUUUAUGACUUUUUAAUUUUUCUCUUUCAUACAGGUAGCGCCUCAGUGGGACUAGCAAAUGCCAAUUUUGCAAAUUUUGACCACUUCCCCAAAUCGUGUAGUGCUGACUUUGGAUCCUUCAGUUCCUCCUCCCAGAGUAACUCGACAGGAGCUGGCAGAGAUGUUGUACAGAGUUCUAGCGCCCCUGCCGAUAAAUACGCAGCCCUGGCUGACCUGGAUAACACGUUUAGCUCUGCCAAAACAGAGCAAGGUAACUUCUCCUGCCUAGCCUGCUUCAUAGAUCUGAGUUAUAGGGAAAGUGGUUUUCCGAAAGAAGUUGUGUCGAGUCAAACAUAAUGGAACCAGGCCCAUAGGAUAGAGCUUCUUUGAGUCUUCUCUCUGCAAGGACAGCAAUAAUGUCUCUCCAAACAACAUGACUGGCCCUUUUUGUGAGAACGCCCAGUUCCUCAUCACUUGAUCCUAGCCAAGGCUUUGUUGUGUUAGAUGCUCUGACAAUUUUAUUAUCCCAAAUCACACCCCUGGCGUUGAUGCGACUAAGCCCGCCACUAUCAAGACAACAGUUCACUGGAUAUAGUGAAAGUACCUCCUUGCUUUAAAGGAUGCCAUCUGUAUUUGUUGCAUUUAAAAGAUUCAAAAUCACAUGGUAUGAAUUUUGAUGCUGGCACAUCUGGGCCGGUGUUAAUUUCAUUUUUUUUUCCUACAAAAACUGUAUUUCACUGCUAGAAACUGCAUAUUUCCUAACAUUUAUUCCCCCUUAUUUCUAAUAGGUUGAUAUGGCAGCUAUCUUGGGACCUUUUUGUCUUUGUCUUUUUGAGGUUAGAUUUUUCCUCCACCCUCAUUAUGUUUGAUCGGAUCUCACCUGGAUUCCCUCUUAUGUGCUUUUAUUCUAGGAGGCGGCGUUCCUGGCGGAGUGAGCUCAGCCACAUCGGCAGUAGGCAGUUUGCCACAGAAGCAGCUGACAGGAGGAGACCGCUACGCUGCUUUAGCAGAGCUUGAUACAGUCUUUAGCUCUUCUGCCCCUGCGACAAGUGUUUACAACACCACCAGCACUUCACAGGGGUUAGUCCGAAUCCAUAACUUAAAUCAUUGUCAGACAAAUCAACCUAACCUACAAAUAAACUGUAGUAACACAUUAAUCACACAGAUUGUUUGGCUGGUGUCUUGUUUCCUUUUUUUUCCACUGCAGGCCCAUUUUUGGCCAAGAGACUGGGGUGUCAACAGCACAAGCACAACAGGCUAUGCCAGGCAUGGCUCAAGGUUUUGGAGGUGAGAAAAUGUGGUUGGCUGCUACUCGAGACAACCAGGGUUUGUAAAGUCUUAAUGGGUCUUGCAGACUUAAUUCUCGUCAAGAGCAGGUCACAGAAAAAGUAUAACUGCAUUAAGAUCCAUUUUGUAGAGAGCAAUCACUUUAAGUCACAACAUGGAUAAGCUUUACUCUUUCAGUGGAAGACUUGAGAAAGUGCUUUCAUAACAAAGUCCAUUCAUCAUUUUCUCUGGAUACAGAUAUAUAUUGUUAGUAGGGCUGGGCGAUAAACGAUAAUGAUAUAUAUUGAAAAUUCAUUUCCCCUCGGUAUCGAUAUGAAACAUGGUCAAUAUGCUUUUCAAUAGCCGGCAUGCUGCCAUGUUUUGGUAGAAGAUACAAAUAGCCAAUGAAAAGGGGAGUUGGUCCGGGUCUGUGCCGUGCUGAACCGAUCAUACAGUCCGCUUUCUCUAGCACAACACCUUACGACAGAACGUCACAGAGACAUAAAAACUUAACCGAUGCAGUAGCUUAUUGUGCGUUGCAAAAGACAUGCUACCAAUAAGCACUGUUACAUUUUAUUUUUAGUAACAGGAAACAUUUGAGAUUGACAAGUGAUUUUUUUAUAUCGUGAUACUUAUCAUUAUCGACUGAUAUGAAAAAAUAUAUUGUGAUAAUUUUUUUCCCUUAUCGCCCAGCCCUAAUUGUUAGCAAAGCUACCUGUCUGGUGAUUUUUGAGCCUAAAACAUUAGUGUAUAUGGAAACCUAUGGAGCCUUCAUGCUUUAAAAUCACGUCAGAAAAGUUAACCUAAGAACUGAAACUUCACAAAUCCUGUCAUCAGCACAAAUUGACCUUUAUUUACCCACACUUGUGGUCGGAUAGGCUAUUAACAGGAGAUUAUUUAUGCUCUAGAUGUUUUUAGUAGGAGAUUGCAGUAGACAUCCUCCUUUUAUAUAGUGCAUCUUUCAUGACUAGGUGCAAUAAUGGCAUGCUUUUGUAGUUUUUAUUUCACACUUCAUAGUCCUGUUUGGUGACUCAGUGUCUCUUUUCAGCAGCACAGUCAACUAAUCCGUUUGUAGUUCCUGGAGUCGCCCCUCCAGCUGCUACCACCAACCCAUUCCAAAGCAACAGUAGAGCAGCAAAUAUGGCAGCAGCUGCAGCGGCAGCAGCAGCAGCCGGUGAGUCCUGUUGGUGUAUGUUUGUGUCUGUAAAUGUGUAGCACAUAUAGUCCACCAACUAAUCAACUUUCUUCAGUUAUGAUAUGAAACCUUUUUUAUGAUACAAAUUAAAGUUUAUGAUGUAAUGUGGGCACCUUAAUUAGUGACCUUUUCCUGGGCUGCCUCAGCAGUGAUUAAACCUCGGACAUCACUGCCAAGCAAAGUGACAUUCAGGAAGGAAGCAGAAGAGAUAAUGAGAAAUAAUUAUAACUGGCCUGUGGUUCUGGGUAGCAGGGCUUCCUUAACCGCUCAGUUAUGUGCACAAAGCAGUUAAAAGCUGCAGUGAGGUGCUGAAAUUAAGAUAAAGUAUUCUGUCUGACUCCUUUUGCCGUGCUGGACAGGCUUGAUGAGGGUCCUACAUGGGCAGUGUCAGCCUGGUAGGUUCCCUUGUGCUCUCUUCUUCACUUUGGCUUUGGCUCUGCCCUCUGUUUGAGAAAAUCUUAAAGGAAAAUCUUGUGGAAGUAAAAAGGGUUUGAUAUCUCACAAUAUUAGUUGACCAUGAAUGUAGAAUAAAUUUUGAUUUAAGUGAAAUCAUUUAUUAAGCUGUCAAAAAUAUUUUUUAACAUUCAUUUUAUCACAGAGGUAUUAGCUAAUUUAUUUCUGUUAACUCCUGUUUUAAUGCUUUCAAACCACCUGCAGACAAGAAUUAGUCUGAGUGCCUCUUUUUUUAUCUGUUGAUGUGUGCCAACUCCUGUUAGGCAGUGGCAAAUGUGUGCGCCAUCAAAAUCGUUGUCAUUAUUUGAUAUGUUUUUGUUUUAUUUUUUCCCCCACAUGUUGUGUUGUCAUUUAUCUGUAAAGGUUAUGCAGAGGCGUCUUUAACCAUUUGCUCUCUGGCUGUCUUGCAGCAUCAUUUGGCACAGGCUCCAUGAGUAUGCCGGCUGGAUUUGGGAACACAGCAGCCUACAACCUCCCCACCAGCUUUAGCGGAACCUUUCAGCAACCCUUUCCUGGCCAGGCUCCCUUUCCUCAGCCUCCUGCUUAUCCCCAGCAACCUAAUGGUGUGUGUCUGUGUGUAGAUAGUGAUGACAGAACACAUACUGAUGCCAAAGAUCAAAAAGUCAUUAUGUGGUGCUUUUUACAUUCCUUUCAAAAUAGCCAAUUUGGAGACAGGCUAUUCCAGAGCAGUAGAUUAAAACAGAGUGGCGACACUCCCAUAGACAUACGCUGUACAGCCCGUCAGACCCCACUUCCGGGUUAUGGAACUAGUAAUAGUUCCAACAUGACCGCCUGUCACGUCGGACGCCGUUCACUUCUAUGGCCACAAGGCAAGCGCUCACCGAGGUUAAAUGAUAAAAUAUCAACAAGUUUAAUGCCAAUACAUGUGUUAUUGAUAUCGAGGGGACCCCUUUAUAUGUAAAAAUGUAUAUCCCAAAUGUAAAUACGUUUUUUUAGUCAGGAAUUGGGAUCGAUUUUUUAGCCACGGUUUGCUCCCACACUCCCCGAGGUAAAAUAUUGUAUUAACGAAUGUAAUGCCAAUACGUGUGUAAAUGGUAUCGAGGGACCCCUUUAUAUGUAAAAUGAUUUUAAUUUUAGUAUGCUCAAAUUGUAAUUACAAAUGUAAUUACAUUUUUUUAGUAAGGAAUUGGGAUCGAUUUUUUAGCCACGGCCUGCUAGCUGGACGUCGUCAGCUGUAGAGGUCUGCCAAAAUGUAUUGUGUGACUGAGUUAUGAAUCACAGAUAAAUCAUCAUCAUCAAUCAUAUGUUGAGAUGGUUACUUACAGGCUUUAUUUUAGAUUUCAGCCUUUAUCAGUUCCCGAUGUUAUAUGCAGUUUAUUCUUUUUAGACUAACAUAAGUGCUAUGUAAUUUGAUUUCUGCUUAUGGGAUGAUAGAGUUAAGGGGCCGCUACUUUUUAAAUCCUGUCAGCAUUUAAGGCGUAUGUUUAACAUGGCAAAAUGUUAUGCAGGCCAUGCUGCAAGACCAAAACAUUGCACAAUUGUUUAAACAGCUUGUAACACCUAUUACUUACCACUUUAUUGUAUUAUUUUCUCUUAUUAAAAAGUAACACGUGUUACCAAACUUGUCUUAUUUCACUUUUAUUUGUCAUCCAGCCGCUAAAUAUGCGUACGUGACUUUGACGUGUACACAGUAAUCCAAUAAGAGUUGCAAAUGUUGAAUUUUUACUGUUAAUUUUAAUAUUUACCUCUUAAAUGCGCGCUCACUGCAGUCUGCCCCGUUGAAGAGCAUGGACAGUGCAGGCUGCGUUUGGAACUAUGGAGGGGUACAUGAACCACGUGACCGCUCUGGCGGCGAGAUCUGAAGUUGUCGCCACUCUGUUUUAAUCUACUGCUCUGGGCUAUUCUAUCUGGUUUACCCACUUUUAAACAUGAAAGAAGACAUUAAAAUGUUGUUUGUUGAUGUUAUAGAAUUGCUGAUGUUGUCAAAUCAAGUCUCCUCUCUGACAAUAAACAUGUCUUUCAGGUGGUGGGUAUCCAGCCUAUGGCCCAGCGAAGCCUGUUGUGACUCCUUUUGGACAGACCAUGGCUGGACCCAUGGUGUCCAGCAACCCUUUCCUGGUUAGUAGAACGGCUACAUUGCAUUGAUAAAUGUGGUAAUUGCUCAUGAAGAGAAUUGCUAUUGUUUCACAUGUGAUGAAAAAAGGGACAUUCCGGCGUAAAAUUAAGUUAGGGUCAAACACAAUGUAACACCAAGUUAGACCCCCUGUUGAGAGAUAAAUGUUCCUGACCACUUGCUUCUCUAGUUAUACCAACUUUAGUAACGACCGCACGAUAGCAAUACACAUCGAUCCCACUCACCCACUCUCGUCCAGCAGCCGCUUGUUUGUACAUUGCUGUGUCACCCCGCUGCAGUCUGUGACUGACUAGUCCGAGGUCUCAACAAACGGCAGGCAAAGUUAAAAGGAUGUUUGGUGGCUAGUGCUGUGGCUGUGACCCUAUAUGUACUGUUGAUGAAGUUAGGUGCUGUUCUGAACAUUAUUUGUGGCUAUAGAGUGGCUUUUUGGUCGAGCCAGUGGCUCCUGAGACCGCUGUGUAUUGCUAUCGUGCGGUCGUUACUAAAGUUGGUAUAACUAGAGAAGCAAGCGGUCUGCAACAUUCAUCUCUCAAUGGGGUGUUUAACUUGGUGUUACAGUGUGUUUGACCCUAAAUUAAUUUUACACCUGAAUAUCCCUUUAAAUUGAAGAUAAUGCUUGUACAUGGUAAGUCUUUUUUUCUGAUUUUAUGUCCCUUUACCCAUCCAGGGUGCUGGUCCAUCUGGACAAUAUCCAGCUGGAGGCUCCUCAACAAAUCCCUUCUUAUAGCAAAUCAUCCAAUCAGCUCCUCUACAGGGUCAACAACUGGCGCGCUUGCACCUAUUGCACUGUUUUAUUUCACAAGUAGCUUUAAAAACACAAUGUUUGUAAGAAUUUGUAUUUUCUAUCACAGUUUGACGGAUAUGACAGACAGUCCUGCGAACACUGCUGAUGGCUACAAGACAAAGUGAUGGUGUGUACAGAGGGAGAGGUUGAUCCCCUCCUUUCUAUGUAACCUGUGAACUGGCCUGGCCUCUACUGAACCACAAUGUAUAAUCAAACUGGCUGACAACUAAGUUAUUGCAUACAGUGUAUCCCAUUCAUUAUGCUGCAAUUCUGUAAAUAUUAUUUUUCUGUAAGGAAAAAAAAAAACGCUCUUUGUGCAUAUCAGUAUUUGUAUCUACACACAAGAACUUGUGAAGACAGAACUAUUGCUUGGAAAAGCUAAUGGGUACUGCCACUUACUGUAUUUGUGAAGAACCAAACUGUUUAUUUGUGCAGGAUGAUUUUUAAGCAAACUUAUUCUCACUUGAGAAUAAAUUCAUCUUUCCCUUUGGUAAGAGAAAUGAGAAAAAGUGACUGCUGCAUCAGGGGGACUCCCUGCUCACUCCUGCCCUGUUGACUUGAGCCCCUGACACAACGCUUCUGAACUACAGCCGCCACUUAUGGGAGUGGGCUGAUGAACUGAAAACCACUGACAUUGGGUAUAAGAGAAUUUUAAGUUAAAAUGUAAAUAUACGGUAUAUAAAUAUAUAUAUUAAAUUGAAUUUUACUUAAAAAUUGACCAAACUGUCAUUUAUAUGGAUUUAUUAAAAAAAUCUUGUAUAUUUGUUUUGUUUAAAAGAAAAAAAAAAAAA
This is a messenger RNA of Xyrichtys novacula (pearly razorfish), 22900 nucleotides long. Lineage: Eukaryota; Metazoa; Chordata; Actinopteri; Labriformes; Labridae. The record is from the annotation of a GenBank genome assembly.